AUGAAUUCACAUCUCUUCCGAGUAAUCUGUAUACUCCACUCCGUAAUCGCACUCACGAGCGGGACCCUGAUGAUGUUCUACACAGAGAAAGCCUCCAUCUUUGGCCACGGCAGCGACAUAGCUAACAAGCUCAAAGGCUCAACGCCUCACGACGAGCUGCUCAUCCGGAUCUCUCAGUCUUUCUCCGGUUUGCUCCUCUUUGCCAUAGGUUUGGUGCUGUUCAUGGUGUCCUUCGUUAAGGAUACAGAGUUUCAUGGCUUUUUCGCUGGAGGGUCGGUGAUUCUCUAUGUGCUUAUGGCGUUGUGGAGAGUUGUGUUUGAGUGGAAGGUUGAAGAUCUUGCGUUUGAGUGUCCUAAGCAAGCACUUGGAGAUAUUGCUUUGGCUGUUUCGUGGGUGUUCUUUCUAGUUUAUACUUGGAGGGAGAAGUAUGAUUGAUUGGUUGAUGAUGCAAGAGAACCAUUAGCUUUGGUGGGAAGUGAAGUGUCUUUAGAUCAAAACCAUUGUUGGUUUCCAUAGUUGUCAGAAGAUCAAGUGUGAAUUAAUUGGAUUUUGUUGUUGAUAUAGAGGAAUUGUCAAUGAAAAUAAAGUGUUGGUGACUA
Brassica napus (rape) is the source of this 599-nucleotide messenger RNA. RefSeq lists its product as uncharacterized. The transcript has a single exon. The record is from RefSeq and is a predicted model, not a curated record. NCBI's taxonomy places the organism in Eukaryota, Viridiplantae, Streptophyta, Magnoliopsida, Brassicales, Brassicaceae. The coding region runs from base 1 to 435 and encodes 144 amino acids.